CCCGGAGGUCGUUCCGGAGACACUGGAUGCGAAUGUGCGAGAAUUGGAGAGCCUGAAACAAUCGAUCGGAAAAACGCUGGAAAUGAUGAAAACCCACGCUUCCGUUUACACCAACGUGAAUGGGCAUAAAGAGACUCAUUCCAAUUCGAGAUCGGAAGUUAAAGAGGAUGGACAGUUGUUGGCUGGUCUUGGACAACGCAUUGAUGGAAUAUCCAAUGGACGGAUGGAGGGUACAAUUCGCACCAAUCUGGACAUUCCUUCCAAGGGUUUACACAAAUCCUUGAUUGAACAGCUCGUUCCUACUGAGUACACGGAGAAUGGGAACAGGAGGUCGGUCUUUGAUGGCCCUCAAGAAUCCAAUAACAAUAAUAACCAGUUCGAGAAGAUUGGAGCUUACGCCGGGACACAAUACUCUCCAUUGGAUAUGGCAGAGUACGUCUUCUGGACUGGGGACGAGAAGGGCGUCACCAUGGCCAUCGAGGAAUUCCUCCAAGAAGGAAUCUUGAGCCGUGAAGAGGCGAUCUCCUUCCUGCAGGAGAUCAAAUACAAUCUGGACUAUCUGCAGAGUCAUUAUACUCAGUUAGGGCUGAACGCCAGGGACCGUUUGAAGGAGAAGUCGAAGAGCAGUCAGGAGCCAAAGAAUCAUCUGGUUACCGGGUUCAGACAGCAGCAGAACAAGAAAAGCGCCGUUGAGGAUAUUUACAGGAAGGAAGUUCCGGAAGAACCGAAGAUUGGUUCGGUGGCGGCGGCUGUUCAGAAGCAGGAAGCAACGGACUACGACGAGUUGCUUGAGCGUUUGAAGGUGGCAGAUUUCCUAUACACUGAGUACUCUUUAGAGGAAGUGAUCUAUCAAUUGGCGAAGGUGAUGUUCACGCAGAGCUUGACGAGGGGCAGCGCCGAAGCGCAGCAGGCUUUGCAGAAGUUCACGGCUUUCUUAGAAACGGAGGCGGAUCAAGGCCACAUCUCUAGAGCCCUCGAGAAGAAGGUCCUCGACGUUCUCAUCGCCUCCUUGAGCGACACCUUGAACGAGCAUCCCGAGUUGGCUGCCAACAACGGAGAAGUCAACAGCUACGGUCACGACGGCCAGACCAUCCUUCGUCAAAUAUUGCAGAUGAAUGCAGGAGAGAAAACCGGCGUAGUCCCAGCUUCCUACAAGGACCAAAUCAGUCGGAACCCUCUGGAGUUCCAUCUGCAGGAUAAGCCGCAUCUACCGAUCGGGCUCGGCAAAUACAAAACAAUACGCUAAACCUGGAGAUAAAGCAGAUAAAGUAAACUAAAUUAAAUUUAAUCUAACCCUUCUAUCAAACUAAUCUCUCCUGCAUUCAAAAUAUAUAUAAAUAUACCAAGAUCUUGUUUUAUUCUAGUUAACCGGUUUUCUCUUUUUCUGUUUGCGAGAUACGAAAUGGAAAUCUACUUAUUUAUAUAUAUAUACAAUGAUUUAAUGUUUGCGAGGAUUUACGAAGGAAUAAAAAUGGAAAAAAAAGUCUGGUGUAGAAUAAAAGUAAGAUCUCU
Nicrophorus vespilloides is the source of this 1512-nucleotide messenger RNA. RefSeq lists its product as uncharacterized. The record is from RefSeq and is a predicted model, not a curated record. The transcript is spliced from 8 exons. Lineage: Eukaryota; Metazoa; Arthropoda; Insecta; Coleoptera; Silphidae. Bases 83 to 1246 code for a protein of 387 amino acids.